AGUCUGGACCCCUGCUCUCCCACUGAGGAGGGAGUGAGUCUGUUUCCAGCUGGAGUAAAGCAAUUACAAGAGCCCACAAAAAUAUCUGCCUUCAGCAGAGAUACGGGUGGUGCGCCAGGAGGGGGAUAAACUAGUGUGUAUAGUCACGAUUAACGACGCAAAAUAGUUCGUCAUGACCUGAAUCACACCGGAAUUUCUCUGGUGACGUGAAUCGGUUUAUCUUUAUACCAAAGAACCUUUUAUUACCACGCUGUAAGUUUUCAUGCUAGAUGUGAAUGUGUAGACAUUUAUUACGCAGUCUCAGCUUGCAUGUGCAGAAGAGCUAUGUGACACAGAAUGAGACCCAUUGGAAGCGUGUGUCUCCAUCAGUGCCAGUGUUUCUCCAUGAGGUCAGUGACAGACUCCGGCUGCUCCAAAUCAUUGCGCACUCGGCGCGCAAACUGCAUAUAGAUCGUCUGUCUCGACUGUCGUCUAUCAUUGAUGAGCAUCGGAUUGGUAAAGGUGUUUGGACCGGUGUUGUUGUAAAAACGUCGUUUACGCAGCAGGAUUUUCAGCAAGAAUUCAGCACCACAGCUGCGGACAGCUCCCGUUCCCCCUUGACGCGCGUCUGGAUGGCUGGCGCUGGCGUCACUCUGUCGCUUCUCUGAUCCGUUCGGCUCGCGAUGGCAUCACACGGGUUUUGGUUUCUGGGUGCGGAAAAUUCGAGCGAAAGCUCGAGUCAAAACCCCAACAACCCCAGAGCAUGGUGUCAGGCGGCGGCCCAGAAAUUCUCAGGAGGCAUCGGCUCCAAAUUAUGUGCUCUGUUAAAUGUUGGUGAGGCUGAAAAGGUAUCUCAAGCCCCAGUUAAAACAGAAGAUGGGUCAACAGCGGAGAGCUGCGGCUGUAAUAAACCCUGUAACUGCCCAAAAGCCACCUUGUGCUUUUCUGAUCUCUAUUCAACAGAUCUUUUACCUGCACUGAACGGGGACGCGAAAACUAUGAAUUUUCUGCAGGAGGUUGUGGAUAUAUUACUGGCCUAUAUAGUGGAAUCAUUUGACAGGUCAACGAAAGUGAUUGAUUUUCACUAUCCAAAUGAAUUGCUUCAAAGGAAUAAUUGGGAGCUUUCGGACGAACCCGAGACUUUAGAUGAUAUUCUGAUCAGCUGUCGGGCUACAUUAAAAUAUGCCAUCAAAACCGCUCACCCGAGGUAUUUCAAUCAGCUUUCCACUGGAUUAGAUAUGGUUGGCCUCGCUGCAGAUUGGCUAACGUCCACUGCCAACACCAAUAUGUUCACCUAUGAGGUGGCUCCAGUCUUUGUGCUGUUGGAGUAUGUUACGUUGAAGAAGAUGAGGGAGAUCAUUGGCUGGCAGGACGGUCGUGGUGAUGGAAUAUUCUCACCAGGUGGAGCCAUUUCCAACAUGUAUGCCAUGUUACUUGCUCGAUAUAAGAUGUUUCCUGAGGUGAAGGAGAAAGGAAUGUCAUCUGUUCCAAGACUGGUGGCCUUCACAUCUGAACAUAGCCAUUUUUCAAUCAAGAAAGGAGCAGCCGCCCUUGGAAUCGGUACAGAGAGUGUCAUUUGUAUUAAAGCUGAUGAAAGGGGUAAGAUGAUUCCAUCUGACCUUGAAAGGAGGAUCGUCGAAGCCAAGCAGAAGGGAUACGUGCCGUUCUUUGUCAGCGCCACAGCCGGCACCACGGUUUACGGUGCCUUUGAUCCCCUGAUCGCCAUAGCCGACAUCUGUAAGAAGUAUGAUAUCUGGAUGCAUGUGGAUGGAGCAUGGGGUGGUAGUUUGCUGAUGUCCCGUAAACACAGGUGGAAGCUCAAUGGAGUCGAGAGAGCUAAUUCCAUGACUUGGAACCCUCAUAAAAUGAUGGCUGUACCCUUGCAAUGCUCUGCUCUGCUAGUUCGAGAAGAGGGUCUGAUGCAGAGCUGUAACCAGAUGCAGGCCUGUUAUCUCUUCCAGCAGGAUAAGCAUUAUGAUCUGUCUUAUGACACAGGAGACAAGGCCCUACAGUGUGGACGCCACGUGGACAUCUUUAAACUCUGGCUGAUGUGGAGAGCUAAGGGCACUGUUGGUUUUGAAGCUCAGAUUGACAAAUGUCUGGAGCUGUCAGAAUAUCUCUACAACAAGAUCAAGGACAGGGAAGGUUAUCAGAUGGUCUUCGAUGGAAAGCCUCAGCAUACAAACGUGUGUUUCUGGUACCUUCCACCGGGUGUGCGUUACCUGGAGGAUAAAGUGGAGAAAAUGAAACGUCUGCACAAGGUCGCCCCUGUAAUCAAAGCCAGAAUGAUGGAGUAUGGGACCACCAUGGUGAGCUAUCAGCCACAAGGAGACAAGGUCAACUUCUUCCGUAUGGUCAUCUCCAACCCAGCUGCUACCUUUGAGGAUAUUGACUUCCUCAUCGAAGAGAUUGAGCGACUGGGGCAGGACCUUUAAAAACCAAAACUCCUUAUUCUCACGUCCCUGGAUCUCAGUUUGUUGUGAAUGUAACGUAACUUUUUGAUUCCUCUCCUUCAAAGUCAUAUAAAGGUAGUAUGUUUAAAAAAACAACACAUGAAAAGAUGUACAUUUCAGUAUUGUGGAGUUGUUGUGGGCUUCAUGGGCCCUGUAAAAGUGUUACGUCUGCUUUUAAUGUAUAUUUUAAUGUCUUUAAUAUGACUUUGUUUGUUUCUAUGUGUUUAGUGAGAAUACGAAGAGUAUUCAGUGAAGGUCGUAUUUGAGUUAUUGAAAGUACCAGAUGUCAUUGAUAUAUAUAUAAACAUAGACAUAUAUUACUAUAGACACAGAUUUAAGAAAAUCAUUUAAUUUUAACUCAAGCACUUUUACUUUUGCAACCACAGAAAAUGCAUACAUUUUCCACAUUCACAAAAUAUGUUUCUAAGAGACUAAGAUUAUUUAUAAAUAGACUAUUUAUAUUAAAAAUUAAAUCAAAAUUUACACAAGAAGAAACACAAAAUACAGUAAUUAAAAUGCUUGACAGCACUUAGAUAUGAUACGUCUGCACCUUUAUUAAAUAUUACUAUACCACAAAUCGAAUUGAAAUCUUGAACAUAAGUACAACAUAAUUACCAUACCUAAACUCUCAUCAGAGUAUAUCUAGCCUCUUUAACAACAGCAUUUUAAAAAUGUCCAUAAGGUCUCCAAAAUUAAAUACCUGUUUUUUUAUGUAUGGCUUUUCGUUCCUGUCAUCUAGCCGUGAAGACAUCUACAAUGUGUCAGCAUAUUGGCAAAACUUGAUAAUUUAUGUAGAUGCUUUUAUUUAAAGGGACUUAAAGUGCAUUACAGGUAUACAUUGGGUUCAAACCCAUGACGCUACCACUGAGCUGUACAGAAGCACUAUUAACUUUGUUAAUUAACCCAUUUAUAAACAAGAACAAAUUGUAAUGCACAAUAUUUACUGACUAAAUUUUAUUCAGAGAGGUGUAUACAGGUUUCAACUGGAAAUACAUCAACACAGAAAAUAACAUUGAAAAAGCCAUUUUAUUGGGUCUUUAAUUGUGCAAAUGAUUGAUGUCCAUAUUGGUGCUUUUAAAUUGCUGAUAAUCAUUGUGUCAAAUGCCAAAAAAUCAAUAAUUCAGACGUAUCCCUUGGAAAGAAACAAUAGCACAUGUACAAUAUAUGCCAACAUUUGCAGUAUUAGGACUGUAGUAAAAUACUUUCUUAUACCUAAUAAUGGUAACAUUAAUUUACCUAUUCAACCAUAUAUUCAUUUAGCUUUGUUAUACAGACGUAUAGAUUAUUCAGGGUAUUAACAGAGCUAAAAGAAAUAAUACAUAAGCAUAAUUAGGGUUCAUAGUGUGUACAUAGACUUUUAAUGUUCUUGACCAAGUACAUAUCUAUGUGAAUACGUUUAUGUACUGUACAUAAGGCAGAGUCUAUUUGUGUGGUAAAUAACAUUAUUUUCUCUAUUCAAAAAAUAUUGAAUCACAAAAGGUAGAUGCAUUUUGCUCGUGUGUGUGUGUGUCAGAUACAUGAUGUACGUGUUGUAACUGCAAAGAUGUAUGAAAGAUAAAUGCAUUUGAAGCCACUGCAUUUUAAUAUAUUAACUACAAGACAUGUGAGUGGUUACAAAGCCUUUUCUGAACCAAUGCUGGUUGUAUUUGUGCCCAAGUGACAAACUUGACAUCCUGUGCCAAUUUGUAUUUUUGUGUGUUUGUAACUGUAUUGCCUUAGUAUUAAUUGCCAGUAUUGUCUACUGUAGUUCUCCUGAAGAGGAGUUUGUGCACUUUAGCGUAUAUGUAUGAUAAUCUGUCCAAUGGAUGUUCUUAGUUUGAUGUUCAAGAAACUGAGCGUUGUCCGAAUGUGUCCCAGCUUUGACAUCCUUAAAGGGUGAAAGUUAAAAUGUGAUUCUUCAGUUGCUUUAUCGCUGAAUCCUUGCUAAUGCUUUGUUAUAUCCUGUAUCUGUACAGAACAGGAAUACUAAUUUUGAGAUUUAUUUCAGUCCCAUUUCACAAACUGUAUCACUUAAUUUGUGUACUUAUAAUCAUAUAUAAUGCAUUUACAUCCACUUUGGUAGUCUUGAAACGCCCAUUGUGUCGUCUUUUCCGCUGCUGCUACAAAUUCGCUCUCUUUGCACGUGCAUGAACGCCUUGCCUUUUGAUCUUGUGAAAUACAACCCCAUAUACAGUAUAUACAUAUAUAUAUAUUUAGUGUAUCCUGGUGUUAGUCUAGUGGCGAUAUGGAUAGCUUACUGUAGCUUCAAAUAUAGUACUCUGUCGCUAGCUUGCUCACUCUAUAUAAGCAUUACCCAAUGUAUUUAUCUGCUAAGCAAGCAUGUUAUAUGUGGCUCGAACUCGAAGCUGUAUGCUUUCGCGACUGUAUCUCUAUCUUUCUCUCUGUCUUUCGCUUUGGUUGUUAUCCGCAGCUUUACUAUUAGUGUGUGUGAAACUCUGGCAUGCCUCUGUAUAAGCAUAUAUAAAGUCUUGAUGUCUCCGGGUCUCUCUCUAUCGCUCUAUUUUCUCUCUGUGUCUCUCUAACGCUUCGCCCUGUAGCAGCUCUCAAAUGUUUUCCUGUUGUUUCACGACUACCAACCACAUCCAUCCAUCCUUUGUUUCAUGAGGACUUUUUGUGUUUUCAUGAACCCAAUUAAACAGGGUAACACCA
Molecule: messenger RNA, 5081 nt
Organism: Paramisgurnus dabryanus
Lineage: Eukaryota; Metazoa; Chordata; Actinopteri; Cypriniformes; Cobitidae
Gene: gad2
Product: glutamate decarboxylase 2
Biological process (GO): GABA shunt; GABA biosynthetic process
Cellular component (GO): cytoplasm
Molecular function (GO): glutamate decarboxylase activity; pyridoxal phosphate binding
Source: RefSeq, a predicted model, not a curated record